AUGACAAAGUUAUACGGAGGUGCCAUAAAAUGUGACUUGCCAGAGACUGCUAUCGAUGUAUCUGACUUCAGGGAAGUUCCUGACACGCAGGAGGUUUUUAUUCUCGAAAGACCCGAUGGGCUCGACCGUUCGAUCAUCAUCGACCUCUUGGAGAUGGUAAAUGCGGAUUCUCUUCCAGAAAUCAUUACAAUUCAUUUGGAAGAUAUCCUAGAAGGACCACCACUAUUCAUUGCGCCAUUGGAAAGCUCUAAAACUUUGGUGGGUGAUUUUGAUGUACAUUUUUUCCUCAUCAAGCCCCCUGCUACAAAGCAAGAAACCGAAAAGAAUAAACUCUUUAUGUUCCUAGGCCUUAUCAGGUUGAACGAAAACAAAACCGACGUUCUUCUCACAUUCAACGUUCCGCUUAGCAUUGGUGAAGUUUCUGCAGAGGUGUUCUACAGGGAAGUGGAGGGUAUCAAUCAUGAAGAGAGCGAGUUGAGUCUAUGCUACCAGCAGCUCAAGCACUGGGCCACAUCAUUCGAAGUCCAAGAUUGGGCACUUUUUAAGUAG
Molecule: messenger RNA, 549 nt
Organism: Candidozyma auris
Lineage: Eukaryota; Fungi; Ascomycota; Pichiomycetes; Serinales; Metschnikowiaceae
Product: Ran GTPase-binding protein MOG1
Exons: 1
Coding region: 1-549 (182 amino acids)
Biological process (GO): protein import into nucleus
Cellular component (GO): nucleus
Molecular function (GO): guanyl-nucleotide exchange factor activity; small GTPase binding
Source: RefSeq, a predicted model, not a curated record